CGACAUGGGGAACCUCCUCAAAGUUUUGACCUGCACAGAUCUCGAACAGGAGCCCAACUUUUUCCUCGAUUUUGAAAAUGCCCAGCCCACAGACGCAGAGAGGGAAGUCUGGGAAGAAGUGGACGUCGUCCUGAAGGACGCCCGCGCCAUCCUGGACGAGCUGCAAGCGUACAAAGGAGCAGGGCAGGAAAUCCGAGAGGCGAUCCAGAAUCCAAACGAUGAGGCGUUACAGGAACAAGCAUGGGCAGCAGUGGUUCCGCUGGUGGGGAAACUAAAGAAGUUCUAUGAGUUCUCACAGAGAUUAGAAGCCGCACUGCACAGUCUCCUGAGGGCCUUGACGGGCGAGACCUACGAGGACCCCACCACCCACCUGGAGCGGGAACAGGCCCUGGCCAAACAGUUCGCCGAAAUCCUGCACUUCACGCUACGCUUCGACGAACUCAAGAUGACGAAUCCCGCUAUUCAGAAUGACUUCAGUUACUACAGGAGGACCCUGAACCGCAUGCGAAUCAAUAAUGUACCGGCUGAGGGAGAGAAUGAAGUCAACAACGAAUUAGCCAAUCGGAUAUCUUUGUUUUACGCCGAUGCCACGCCCAUGCUAAAGACGUUAAGCGACGGCACGACAAAGUUUGUGUCUGAGAACAAGAACUUACCAAUAGAAAAUACAACUGACGUGUUGAGUACUAUGGCGAGUGUGUGUAAAGUCAUGCUUGAAACACCAGAGUACCGAAGCCGUUUCACCAGUGAGGACACAGUUUCCUUCUGUCUGAGGGUUAUGGUGGGACUCAUCAUUCUCUAUGACUACGUCCAUCCUGUUGGAGCCUUCGCCAAGUCCUCCAAAAUAGAUAUGAAGGGCUGCAUUAAGGUUCUCAGAGACCAGCCUCCUAACAGCGUGGAAGGCCUUCUCAACGCUCUCAGGUACACAACAAAACAUUUGAACGAUGAAUCCACCGCGAAGACCAUUAAAUCCAUGUUGCAGUGAGAUCCGACUCUGGGACGAACCGCUGGCCUCAGGCAGUCGUUCAGAGGACCCGUCGCCCCGA
Chanos chanos (milkfish) is the source of this 1043-nucleotide messenger RNA. RefSeq names its product family with sequence similarity 49 member Bb (gene cyribb). Bases 5 to 982 code for a protein of 325 amino acids. Gene Ontology annotation, biological process: regulation of actin filament polymerization. NCBI's taxonomy places the organism in Eukaryota, Metazoa, Chordata, Actinopteri, Gonorynchiformes, Chanidae. Gene Ontology annotation, molecular function: small GTPase binding. The record is from RefSeq and is a predicted model, not a curated record. The transcript has 10 exons.